Molecule: messenger RNA, 2142 nt
Organism: Oryza sativa Japonica Group (Japanese rice)
Lineage: Eukaryota; Viridiplantae; Streptophyta; Magnoliopsida; Poales; Poaceae
Product: purple acid phosphatase 2
Molecular function (GO): metal ion binding; acid phosphatase activity
Source: RefSeq, a predicted model, not a curated record
CGCCAAAUCGCCAAUCUCCCACCUCGUCACGCAUGCGUGUUCAAACGUGAACUAAUCAACUCUCCGCGACUCCGCCUCCGGCCGUCCCGUCCCCGUCUCCGGGAUUUUAAUUUCUUGGCACCUCGCCUCAGCAUAUUCCAUGUCCCCUCUCCAUCCGCCCCACGCGCCCACUUUGACCGACCCAUCGAUCGAUCACGAUAUUUAGUAGUAGUAGUAGUAUUACAAAUCCAGCAAGCGAUCCCAAUAUCCCAUUCCCAAAACCCCAAUCCAUCCUCGGAGCACGCCACCUUCACGAGGAAGAGAGAAUCGAGGAAGCAGAGCGCUCGGACCAGAGGAGGAGGAGGAGGUGCCAGCCAUGGUGGACCGGAUCGGCGCCGCGUGGUGGUGCGCGUGCGCCGUGGGGAUGCUGGUGGUGGGGGCGUGCCUCGCCGGGGAGACCAGCGAGUACCGGCGCCAGCUCGGCUCCGCCGUCGACAUGCCGCUCGACGCCGACGUCUUCCGCGCCCCGCCCGGCCGCAAUGCGCCCCAGCAGGUUCAUAUCACACAAGGAAAUCAUGAUGGCACUGCCAUGAUAAUCUCAUGGGUGACAACAAUUGAGCCAGGCUCAAGCACUGUGCUCUAUGGGACUUCGGAGGAUAAUCUUAAUUUCUCUGCAGAUGGAAAACACACUCAGUAUACGUUCUACAACUACACCUCAGGAUACAUUCAUCACUGUACAAUAAAAAAGUUGGAGUUUGACACAAAAUACUACUAUGCUGUUGGGAUUGGACAAACCGUGAGGAAGUUUUGGUUCAGAACCCCUCCAAAAAGUGGCCCAGAUGUUCCAUAUACAUUUGGUCUCAUAGGUGAUCUUGGUCAGAGCUACGACUCGAAUAUUACGCUGGCCCAUUAUGAGUCCAAUUCAAAGGCGCAAGCAGUACUUUUCGUUGGGGAUCUGUGUUAUGCAGAUAACUACCCAUACCAUGACAAUGUGAGGUGGGAUACAUGGGCAAGAUUUGUAGAGAGGAAUGUUGCCUACCAGCCUUGGAUCUGGACAGCUGGAAAUCAUGAGAUAGAUUUUGCCCCAGAACUUGGUGAAACGAAGCCAUUCAAGCCAUACAGCUAUAGGUACCCCACACCUUAUAAGGCUUCCGGUAGCACGGCACCUUUCUGGUAUUCUGUCAAAAGAGCAUCUGCUUAUAUUAUUGUCUUGGCAUCAUAUUCAUCAUAUGGAAAGUAUACUCCUCAGUACAAGUGGCUUGAAGCUGAGUUUCCCAAGGUUAACAGGAGUGAAACGCCAUGGUUGAUAGUGCUAUUGCAUGCUCCGUGGUACAACAGCUAUAACUAUCACUACAUGGAAGGUGAAAGCAUGAGAGUUAUGUAUGAGCCGUGGUUCGUCAAGUACAAAGUUGACCUCGUGUUUGCAGGACAUGUUCAUGCCUAUGAACGGACACACAGGAUAUCAAAUGUCGCGUACAACAUUGUGAAUGGCCAGUGCACUCCAGUCCAUGAUCAGUCUGCUCCAGUCUACAUAACCAUCGGAGAUGGAGGAAACCAGGAAGGACUGGCCACCAACAUGACGGCGCCGCAGCCUGGCUACUCGGCCUUCAGGGAGUCGAGCUUCGGGCACGCCAUCCUGGACAUCAAGAACAGGACGCACGCGUACUACACGUGGCACCGCAACCAGGACGGCAACGCUGUGGCGGCUGACUCCAUGUGGUUCACCAACAGAUACUGGCAGCCGACGGAUGAAUCUUUGGACGACUCCCAGUGAUCUGAGUCGUUCGUACAUGGUUUACUCACACCUGCUCCUCCUCCCUAGUUUGUGUUGUGGUUCUUCUACGUGAAUAAGCACUGGCUCGAUUUGAACACACAGGACGGACUCACGGACGCCUCCGGUUCAGGCGUCGUGAUCUAGGUGGUUCUUUCUCCGCUCCAGCUCCCUCGUGGCCGUGUGCUGCUUGUGUAUAGAAGAAGCGCAGCUCACGUGCAGCGAGAGGAAAAGAAAGCUGAGAAAUUGCGAGUUGAUACUUGAUAGGCUUGUGUACGUUCGUACUCGUCUAGAUGUUGAAUAAACACAUUGGUUUCGUGGCGUUGCGACUUGCAUUUGACAAUCCGAGUGGGAGUAACAUGGGCUUCUGGCAAGCUGUGGCUUGUGCCAAA